Lasiosphaeria miniovina is the source of this 664-nucleotide messenger RNA. RefSeq lists its product as uncharacterized. The transcript has a single exon. Bases 11 to 664 code for a protein of 217 amino acids. The record is from RefSeq and is a predicted model, not a curated record. Lineage: Eukaryota; Fungi; Ascomycota; Sordariomycetes; Sordariales; Lasiosphaeriaceae.
ACUAAAGACUAUGAGAAUGGACUUGGGAAUUGGGUCUGAUUUUGCACGCCUUGCUGGGAGCCACAGCCCACUCAAGCUUGGCCGAGUCAACCACUUGUCGCUGCUGAUUCCCGGCCAUCCCUACAGUCACAGCUUCGCCUUUGACCGAGAGAGCCUAGCCAGCCUCAAGACCAUCACCCUUACAGCUUCGAGACUGGUUCACCUGUCGGGCGACUAUCAUUGGCGCCUCUCCUGGCUUCGCUGCCUUUGCGAUCAACGCAAGUUACGAAAGCUAUGCUACUCGCAUUCCGAUCUUCACCUAACCAUUCUUGAUCAUGCCGAACGCAAGCGCAACUGGGACAUAGUCCUGCUCUCAAAUGCAAGCACGCUCGAGCACCUCGAGCUAUCAGGCGAUGUUGCUGCCGACACGCGGCUCUUUUCAGAGGCCACCCCGAGCCCCAAAGGGCUGCUCCUGCCCAAGGGCCGAUUCAACAGCCUGCCGCGCCUGAAACGGCUCAGAUACCUCGAGAUGCCCAUCCACCUGGUCUUCGGCGACAAGCCGCCUCCCCACAUCAAUCUGCCGCUCCGCCUCGUCAAGUUGUGUCUCUUUGAAGAGAGAGGACCGAAAGCCAGAGACCGCGAUUUACCUCUCGCCCUUCAGAACUUUGCGUACCCCGUUCUCUAG